GUCACACUGCUUUGCAAAAUUGCAAUAUCAUUAGACAGCUUCGAGUUUAUAAGGCAAAAACGUUUAUGUUUAUAGUUUAUUAAAAACUUUUGAAAAACAAACAGCAAAGAUGACCGUGACUGCCGCACCAUGCAACGAAAGUAUUCGUGAAAAGGCCCUGUCCGACUACAGAAAGAAGCUGUUGGAGCACAAAGAAGUUGAGGGGCGACUGAAAGAAAAACGGGAGGAACUGAAGGAGCUGACAAAACUAUAUGAUAAAUCGGAGAAUGAUUUAAAGGCUCUGCAAAGCGUGGGCCAAAUUGUUGGCGAGGUGCUGAAACAAUUGACAGAGGAUAAGUUUAUUGUGAAGGCCACAAAUGGACCACGCUAUGUGGUAGGAUGCCGUCGCCAGCUAGAUAAGGCCAAAUUGAAGUCUGGCACACGCGUUGCUUUAGAUAUGACCACUUUGACCAUAAUGCGAUAUCUGCCACGCGAAGUUGAUCCGUUGGUCUACAACAUGUCCCAUGAGGAUCCUGGCGAUGUCACCUAUUCGGCAAUUGGUGGUCUUACAGAACAAAUACGUGAACUACGAGAAGUUAUCGAAUUGCCAUUACUUAAUCCUGAGCUGUUUCUGCGCGUUGGAAUCACGCCUCCAAAGGGCUGCUUGCUUUACGGUCCACCUGGCACAGGUAAAACUUUGCUCGCACGUGCAGUUGCGUCCCAGCUGGAUGCGAAUUUCCUCAAGGUUGUCUCCUCGGCCAUUGUGGAUAAAUAUAUUGGCGAGAGCGCACGCUUGAUACGUGAAAUGUUUAAUUAUGCACGCGAUCAUCAGCCGUGCAUCAUAUUCAUGGAUGAGAUUGAUGCGAUUGGUGGACGCCGUUUCUCAGAGGGUACUUCUGCCGAUCGUGAGAUACAACGCACACUAAUGGAGCUCCUCAAUCAAAUGGAUGGCUUCGAUUCGUUGGGUCAAGUGAAAAUGAUCAUGGCCACCAAUCGACCAGAUACGCUGGAUCCCGCUCUACUACGUCCAGGUCGCUUGGAUCGUAAAAUUGAAAUUCCCUUGCCAAAUGAGCAAGCACGUUUGGAGAUCUUAAAGAUUCAUGCGCUUAAGAUCGCAAAACAUGGCGAAAUUGAUUACGAAGCUAUAGUCAAAUUGUCCGACAAUUUUAAUGGCGCCGAUUUGCGUAAUGUCUGCACCGAGGCAGGCCUCUUUGCCAUCAGAGCUGAACGAGAAUAUGUAAUUCAGGAGGACUUUAUGAAGGCCGUGCGCAAAGUCUCCGACAACAAGAAGCUGGAAAGCAAAUUGGAUUACAAACCAGUUUAAUUUUUCUUUAAAUAUUAAAUAUAUAAAUAACAUCUCUGCAAAAAGAAUUAACU
Molecule: messenger RNA, 1356 nt
Organism: Drosophila hydei
Lineage: Eukaryota; Metazoa; Arthropoda; Insecta; Diptera; Drosophilidae
Gene: Rpt4
Product: 26S proteasome regulatory subunit 10B
Exons: 4
Coding region: 110-1303 (397 amino acids)
Biological process (GO): positive regulation of RNA polymerase II transcription preinitiation complex assembly
Cellular component (GO): proteasome regulatory particle, base subcomplex; cytosolic proteasome complex
Molecular function (GO): ATP binding; ATP hydrolysis activity; proteasome-activating activity
Source: RefSeq, a predicted model, not a curated record